CUUCUGUCCUUUGUGUUAUAGGCUGCGACCUCUCGUUCCCUAGCAAUAAACUUGUGUCUGGAGAUCACUGUAAAAUUUUAGUGGAUGAAAAGUCUGGUCAGGUUAUGCUGGAAGACACCAGUACCAAUGGAACAGUAAUCAAUAAGCUGAAGGUUGUUAAAAAACAGACUUGUCCUCUACAGUCUGGGGAUGUCAUCUAUUUAGUGUACAGGAAGAAUGAGCCGGAACACAAUGUGGCAUACCUCUAUGAAUCUUUAAAUGAAAAGCAAGGCAUUACUCAAGAAUCCUUUGAAGCCAAUAAAGAAAAUGUGUUCCAUGUGACCAAAGAUACCUCAGCUCCAGGGUUGGGUGAUGAGUCCCAGAAUAUACCAUUGUUGCCUGCCGCUCAGGUGUGCGUGGAGGAAGCCCAGCCAUCGACAUCCACAUCAGACCUCUUCCCCAUGGCCUCUACCUCGUCCACAGAGCUGACUCCCACAGGGUCUGGGGAUGUAGGUAUCUCCUCAAAAGGAUAUGACCCAGUUUUGGCCAGUGACGAACUCUCCAACCUUGUUCCAGCUCUCCCAAACAGAGAAGAAGCACCCUUUCCCUUAUUGGAACCCCAGGACCAGGAGAAUUUGGAGCCUGUUAAAAAGAAGAUAAAAGGAGAUGGGGAGCUUGAAUUGAACCUUCAAUUGGUUGCUGAUCAGUGUAGAAAUACCCAAACCAUCCGUGAGGAUGUCAGAAUUGCCUCUGUGAAGCCUGACAAGAUGGAGGAGACACUCACCUGUAUCAUCUGCCAAGACCUGCUACAUGACUGUGUGAGUUUGCAGCCCUGCAUGCACACAUUCUGUGCAGCUUGCUACUCUGGCUGGAUGGAACGUUCGUCUUUGUGCCCCACCUGCCGCUGUCCAGUGGAACGAAUCUGUAAAAACCACAUCCUGAACAACCUUGUAGAAGCUUACCUUGUCCAACACCCAGAUAAGAGUCGCAGUGAAGAAGAUGUGAGAAGUAUGGACGCCAGGAAUAAGAUCACUCAAGACAUGCUUCAGCCAAAAGUCAGGAGAUCAUUCUCUGAUGAAGAAGGGAGUUCAGAGGACCUGCUAGAGCUGUCAGAUGUUGACAGUGAAUCCUCAGACAUAAGUCAGCCAUAUAUCGUGUGCAGACAGUGUCCUGAGUUCAGAAGACAAGCUGUGCAUCCCCUUCCCUGCCCAGCACUGGACAGUGAGCUGAGGUCCCCUCAGGCCUUUGGGGGUGACACACCAUCAACUUCUACCAGCUUCCCAACAGCCCAGGACUAUGUGUGCCCUGCGCAAGGAAGCCAUGCCAUAUGCUCCUGCUGUUUCCAGCCCAUGCCUGACCGGAGAGCUGAACGGGAGCAGGACCCCCGUCUGGCCCCUCAGCAGUGUACAGUGUGCCUACAGCCCUUCUGCCACCUGUACUGGGGUUGCCGCCGGAGUGGCUGUUCUGGCUGUCUUGCUCCAUUCUGUGAGCUCAACCUGGGGGACAAGUGUCUGGAUGGAGUGCUGAACAACAACAACUACGAGUCAGACAUUCUGAAGGUACGGCAGGUGCCACCUUCCAUCUCCCCUGGGGUCAACGGUGAUGCAGUGAAAUUCAUUAUCAGGUUUAGGACAAAAAGUUGAGCUCCAGUGGUCCCUGAAGGCUAGG
This is a messenger RNA of Dipodomys ordii (Ord's kangaroo rat), 1647 nucleotides long. RefSeq names its product checkpoint with forkhead and ring finger domains, E3 ubiquitin protein ligase (gene Chfr). Gene Ontology annotation, molecular function: protein binding; ubiquitin-protein transferase activity. Gene Ontology annotation, cellular component: nucleus. NCBI's taxonomy places the organism in Eukaryota, Metazoa, Chordata, Mammalia, Rodentia, Heteromyidae. The transcript is spliced from 12 exons. Gene Ontology annotation, biological process: ubiquitin-dependent protein catabolic process; mitotic cell cycle checkpoint signaling; protein ubiquitination. Bases 105 to 1622 code for a protein of 505 amino acids. The record is from RefSeq and is a predicted model, not a curated record.